Molecule: messenger RNA, 4397 nt
Organism: Bactrocera latifrons
Lineage: Eukaryota; Metazoa; Arthropoda; Insecta; Diptera; Tephritidae
Gene: Mctp
Product: multiple C2 and transmembrane domain-containing protein 1
Exons: 13
Coding region: 395-3193 (932 amino acids)
Biological process (GO): regulation of neurotransmitter secretion
Cellular component (GO): synaptic vesicle membrane
Molecular function (GO): calcium ion binding
Source: RefSeq, a predicted model, not a curated record
UAAAAAUAGAUAAUUCUGGCUAAAUAAAAAUGUAGGAAAUAAAUUAAACCCUAGACACUACUAGAAAACUGCUUCGGUAGAUUAAAAUCGCAGAACGAGAACAAUAAACAAUCGGUGUGUAUCAUAAAUAUAACGGCAAAUAUUAAAGCAGCGAUUAGUCAAGUCAGAUACGAUAACAUAAAGUGAGGCCGCAAAAGCAAUACAAACAAGUCAUAAGUGUCAGACAACAACAAAUCAUUGUUAGAACGUUAGUAAAGUGUUUUCAAAAUAGCAUACAACAGUAGACACAACAACAACAUCGACAACACCUCCGUUGGCAGCUAGUACAUUUUGCACUUAGUUACGCCCUCCUAAACAGCGAACAAGUGUCGGCGACGAUAUCGUCAGCAACAAAAUGUCAUCGUCCGAGCAAUUUGCAACACCGACUUCCUCAACAGCGCGCAUCCAUUACAGCGAAGACUUGCCGAGCGGUAGUGGUGGCGGCCAAUAUACGCAGCACUACAACAAUAACGGUGGUCAGGCAUCACAGGGGGCUACACCACAUGGCUCGCCGCAGCUCACGCAACGACUGGGCCGCCAUUUAAGUAAAUCCGCAUCGGAAUUGAACGGACACGACUGCCAUAGUGAGCGUGAUUCGCCACGUACAUCGCCGAAACGUGCCAAAAGUGCCGCUACAGCGCAUAGUGGUGGUGUCGCCGGCGGUUCGGGGCACAGCGGUACCGGUGGUGUCUUCCAAAAGACGCACGGCUUUUUCAAUACGUUGAAGCAUCGUUGGAAUCGUGCGAAAAGUAAGGAUCGUUCGGGGCGCAAGUCACCGAGUGAUUUUCUCGAAGAAAGCACUGAUUAUGCAGCCGAUUAUAGUUCCGAGAGUAGUUCGGUUACACAAAGUCCACGUCACCGUGCUACAACGAUAGGUGGUUCACCGUUGGCGAAGGAAUUCAGCGCUUCCGUGAGAAUGGCGCAAAUGAUACAUCGUUUUGGUGGCUCUAUGGAGGGACGCAUCGAAGAGCAUCCAGAAAAUGGUAGCGGUAAUGGUAGUGCUGUUGGCAGCAGUGGCGCGACUAUGGAGGAUUAUGUGUCGUCGAAGCAAAUCGAAGUGCUGCAGGCGGAAGAGUUGCGCCGCAAAAAGGAAGCGCAUUUACGACAGUACGUCUUCUUUCAGCUGCGCGUGCAUCUGAAGAGCGGCAGCGAUUUGAUGGCCAUGGAUAAAAACGGCCUAAGUGAUCCUUAUGUAAAAUUUAAGGUUGGCGGUCGUCUGCUGCAUAAAUCACGCACAAUUCAUCGAGACCUGAAUCCGGUGUGGGAUGAAGUGUUCAUUGUGCCCAUCGAAGAUCCCUUUCUGCCUAUUAAUAUUAAGGUAUUCGAUUAUGACUGGGGACUGCAGGAUGAUUUCAUGGGUUCCGCACAAAUCGAUUUGACGACAUUGGAGUUGGGCAAAGCGGAAGACCUCUGCCUGCCAUUGCAUGACUUAAAUCAUCCAGAGCGUCAAAUGGGUGAAAUACUCGUAAAUCUAACACUUUGGCCGCGUAGUCAAGAGGAUAAGGAAAUGCACUUUCAGCGCAAUACUAAAUUGGCCGAAUCAUCGAAGCGUUUGAAAUCACAGAUCUGGAGCUCGGUCGUCACGAUAUUGUUGGUCAAAGCCAAAGAUCUGCCAUUGGCCGACGAUGGUAGCAAACUCACCGAUAUACAUAUUAAAUUUAGACUCGGCAAUGAGAAGUACAAAAGUAAGUCUUCCUGGACCGAACGUUGGCUGGAACAAUUCGAUUUGCAUCUCUUCGAUGAUGACCAAAAUCUGGAAAUCUCGCUUUGGAAUCGCAAUGCGCUCUACGGCAAAGCCAACAUUGAUUUGAGCGUGUUCCAACGUGAGACCACACAUGGCAUUUGGCGUGCCUUUGAAGACUGUUCCGGUGAAGUGUUUCUUAUGUUGACCAUAAGCGGCACUACCGCGCUAGAAACAAUUACCGAUCUCAAAGCGUACAAGGAGGAUCCACGUGAGAUGAAAAUCAUGCGCGAUCGUUAUCGUUGGCAUCGUUGUUUUCAGAAUUUACGCGAUGUCGGACAUCUGACAGUGAAAGUGUUCGGUGCGACGGGUUUGGCGGCAGCUGACAUCGGCGGCAAGUCCGACCCAUUUUGUGUGCUCGAGUUGGGUAAUGCGCGCUUACAGACACAAACCGAAUAUAAGACGUUAACGCCGACGUGGAAUAAAAUUUUUACCUUCAAUGUCAAGGACGUCACACAAGUACUCGAGAUAACAGUCUACGACGAAGAUCGCGAUCAUCGCGUCGAAUUUUUGGGGAAGCUUGCAAUUCCACUACUGCGCAUCAAAAAUGGUGUCAAACGCUGGUAUACUCUAAAAGACAAAAAUCUUUGCGCGCGGGCCAAAGGAUUAUCGCCACAGAUCUGCCUUGAGAUGACCGUACUUUGGAAUGAUGUGCGUGCCAUUUGUCGUAUAUUACAGCCGAAAGAGGAGAAACUGAUACAACAGGAAGCGAAAUUCAAGCGCCAACUCUUUCUACGAAACGUCAACAGACUGAAAGUGAUAAUUAUGUAUAUUUUGGAUGCGGCGCGUUACGUACAAAGUUGCUUUGAAUGGGAGUCACCGCUGCGCUCAGCCAUCGCUUUUGCUCUGUGGAUAUUGGCCUGCGUCUAUGGCAAUUUGGCGACUGUGCCAUUAGUCUUGCUGCUAAUCAUAAUCAAAAACUGGUUGGUGCGCAUGAUUACCGGUACGAGUAAUGAUCCUGCCGCUGGCUACUAUGAUUACGACUACGAUGAGGAUGAUGACGAUGAUAAGGAGAAGGAGGAGAAGAAAUCGAUUAAAGAGCGUCUACAAACCAUACAGGAAGUCUCUCAAACGGUGCAAAACACGAUUGGCUAUCUGGCGUCGCUCGGCGAAAGCACUAAAAAUACUUUUAAUUUUUCCGUCCCGGAACUAACGUGGCUCGCAGUGGCGCUGCUAGUUGGCGGUAUUGUGGUCUUGCACUUCAUACCCAUACGCUUUCUGCUACUCUUCUGGGGCAUUAUGAAGUUCUCGCGACGCAUUCUACGCCCAAACACGAUACCGAAUAAUGAGCUGUUGGACUUCCUAUCACGUGUGCCAGACGAUGAACAAAUCAAUCAAUUCCGUGAACUGCCACCCACAGCGCCCACCGAUCAGUCGCGCAAUAAUCCCAAGAAAAAAUUCAAAGCUUCAUAGUCCAUUGCCAAUUUAGAUGCCACUGGUGCGCUGCAACAAUUCCAGAGCACGACCGUGUCGCAGCAAAUUGGUUUCAAUGAUGCUGGCACCGACGGUGGCAUGUUGCCGCAACAUGUUGGCAGCGCAAGAACACGCUCCGUGCGCAACAUAUUCAAAGCAAGUCGUGACAACUUGAAGCAGCAACUGAAUAAAGCUUACGGUAAAGGCGUAAAAAAAUCAAAUUAGCAAAAAUUGUGUAAACUAUAAGUGAUCCACAUACUUUAGCAUAUAAUCUCAACAAAAAAACAACAACAAAAUUAAAUGAUGACUUUACUAAACUAAACUUAAUGAUUGACUUAAAUGUGAACUUUCGAAAACUUAAGCAAUUUAUUGAAAACACAUCCAAAAAAAGGCACUUCCAAGUUCCAAAGCUUACACAAUUAAUGAUAAAUGAUAUUUAAACUUAUGCAAUUAACUGUUGAUUACUGAUGAAAUUAACUGAUAAUUAAUAUUUUUACUUAUAAAUAUACACUCAAACAAUCAUUCAUAUAAGUAUUUACGGUAUUUAUUAAAAAGAGCAAACUACACUAUUUACAAAAACCAAAAAAAAAAAAAAACCAAUUCUUAGCACUUUACUAAAACUAUUUCACUCGAAAAUUGUAUUAGUAUAACUGUAAAUACAAACAUAGUUGCUUAAGUACUUAUUAAUUCCACUUAAGUCAUACCUAAAUGUUUUUCACAAAAUAAAUAAUUAAUUUUUUUAACAACAUACAUAGCAUAAUAUUCGGAUUGUCAAAUUAAAAUUUAAUUAACUAAUACCAAAAACAAAAAAAUGCUAGCACAUACCUAAUUAUAUUGAAAUUUAUACUUAGCAUAGAUAUUCAAAUAUUAUUUAAGCGAUUUGUUACAAGAUUUGUGAUAUUUUCUAAGAGAUAAAUUUAUUAGACUCAUAUUUAAUAGGCACACGAAUUUAGUUAACAAAUUUCUUAAGCUUAAUUGAAGCCAGUAUUCCUGCUAAUUGUCCCAGCAGUGUAAACACUUAUUACUUAAUAUUAUAGCAAUGUACAGUUACAUUAAUUUUUCAGGUACACUUUUUAUUAGCGAGUAAGAAAACAUUUAUUUUAACCGCACACGAAGCUUAUGCACCAUUAAACUAUUAACAUCAACAAAAUUCUAAAAGAAAAAUUUUAUUUUAUUUUACUGCAAAAUAAAAUUAGAACCCUAA